Solanum stenotomum is the source of this 1980-nucleotide messenger RNA. RefSeq names its product O-fucosyltransferase 31. Bases 81 to 1628 code for a protein of 515 amino acids. Lineage: Eukaryota; Viridiplantae; Streptophyta; Magnoliopsida; Solanales; Solanaceae. The transcript has 10 exons. The record is from RefSeq and is a predicted model, not a curated record.
GUCCAUGAUCACAGAACGAGUUAACUGAAAAGUAUUUACAGAUCGGUAAGUACGACGGCGACGGUGAGAGCACCGGCACGAUGAACUACGUUCGGCAGACUCCGACGAGUCGGAGAGUGGCAUGGCCGCUGCAAAUGGGUGGACUUUUGAUACUUCUUUUACCAAGUCUGUUUCCCAGUCUCUUCUCUCCUCUUAGCCGCUCUUAUCCUUCUGUUUUCUCUGAAUGGAAUGCUCCAAGGCCUAUGCACUCACAUUUACUAAACAGGGCUUUGCAACAACAGACAUCCAAAGUUCAAGAAGCAGAACUCUGGUCUCCCUUGCCUAACCAGGGAUGGGAAGCCUGCGCUGAUAAACAGGACACUCAAUCAUUGGGUAGGAAGUCCCAGGGGUACAUACAGGUGUUUUUGGAUGGAGGACUGAACCAACAGAGAAUGGGGAUCUGUGAUGCAGUAGCUGUUGCCAAAAUUUUAAAUGCAACACUUGUAAUUCCGUAUCUUGAAGUAAAUCCAGUUUGGCAGGACUCGAGUUCCUUUGCAGAUAUAUUUGAUGUUGAUCACUUUAUCAGUGCCUUGAGUAAUGAUAUUUCAAUAGUUAAAGAGCUUCCCAGUGACUACUCCUGGAGUACCAGAGAAUACUAUGCAACAGGCAUACGCGCUACUAGAAUUAAGACAGCGCCUGUACAUGCUUCUGCUUCAUGGUACCUGGAGAAUGUUCUGCCUGUAAUGCAGAGCUAUGGGAUCGCAGCUAUAGCUCCAUUCUCUCACCGUUUGGCUUUUGAUAGCCAACCUUCAGACAUCCAGCAUCUGCGCUGUAAGGUCAACUUUCACGCUCUAGUUUUUGUUCCCCAUGUCAGAACGUUAGGCGAUGCACUCGUCAGUCGUCUGCGUAGCCCUCCUAGUUUGGAUAACACAUCAGCUACACACUUCCACAAAGGGGAAAAUGACAGAGCAGGAGCUGGAAAGUAUGUUGUAUUGCAUCUUCGCUUUGAUAAAGAUAUGGCUGCUCACUCAGCUUGUGAUUUUGGUGGGGGCAAAGCUGAGAAACUUGCUCUUGCAAAAUAUCGGCAAGUACUUUGGCAAGGGAGAGUGCUUAAUUCCCAGUUCACAGAUGAAGAGUUAAGAGGCCAAGGGCGUUGUCCAUUAACUCCGGAAGAGAUAGGACUCCUUUUGUCAGCCUUGGGAUUUAACAACAGUACACACCUAUAUCUUGCUUCCCACAAGGUUUACGGUGGAGAAGCAAGGAUAUCAGCUCUUCGCCAGUUAUUUCCAUUUAUGGAGGACAAGAAAAGCCUUGCUUCUUCUCAUGAACUAUCUGAAGUAGAAGGAAAAGCUUCUUUACUAGCAGCUGUGGAUUAUUAUGUGAGCAUGCAGAGUGAUAUAUUCAUCUCUGCCUCUCCCGGCAACAUGCACAAUGCACUGUUGGGGCAUCGAGCAUACAAGAAUCUUAAGACUAUUAGACCAAACAUGACAUUGCUAGGCAAGCUCUUCCUCAACAAGACUAUGGAGUGGUCCGAAUUUCAGCAGGCAGUACAGCAGGGUCACAAGAAUAGACAAGGACAAAUGCGGAUACGCAAGGAGAAGCAGUCAAUAUAUACUUACCCUGCUCCUGAUUGCAUGUGUAAAGCUUAAUUUGACACCACGUUGGAGGUUGUAAUUUGAUCAGACGUGAUAUUUACAUGUAUAUUUUUGUAUUCUAGGAUCUUUAGUUGACCAUGUUCAGAAUACAGCACCAAAAUGAUCAAAUUCCAUAUUUUGAAAUGAUCAUAGUUGGUAAUUAAAUGUGUCUAGUCACCUAGAAUAUUGACAGCAUGGUGAAUAUAAUGCACUAUCAUCUUUUCUUUUAGGGAAAAGGCAAUAAUAUGCCAUCGAACUUUGAGAAAUGGUUCAUUUAUGCCAUUUGUUAUAGCUCAUUUAUAUCAUUUCUGUUUGAGAAAAGGCUCAUCUAUGCCAUUAUUUGUUAAUUGAAAAUAAUUCCGACUUU